Molecule: messenger RNA, 2706 nt
Organism: Ambispora gerdemannii
Lineage: Eukaryota; Fungi; Glomeromycota; Glomeromycetes; Archaeosporales; Ambisporaceae
Source: the annotation of a GenBank genome assembly
AUGCUGCAAAAGCUAUUUCGUACCAAAUCCGUUUUUAGAGAUGUCGAAGAUGCUAAACACACACAAACCCUUCUGGAAGCUGAGCCCUGGUCACCGCCAGCCUUCAAUCCCGCACAAAUCCGCGUGAUCCUAUGCCAAGACACAGGUGACAAAACCAAAUUAACCCUUUUCGACUCGGCGUACUCGCUAGUACCAGGUUCGUCCGAAGAACGCACCGCGGAACUCCCGUCUUCGUGGAGCGGUGUCGGGUUUCUGAGUGGCGGUUUUUUGUCUUCCUCCUCGUCGUCGAUUCAGUCGCCAUCGGUGUCAUCCAAUACUAUUACGCGUGCUAUUAAUAUCGCGAGUAAUGCUAAAACUGCUCAUCCUAUUGCUACUACUACUUCUACAUCUAUUAUCAAUAAUAGCAAUCAUCAUCAUCAUCACCACAAUCAUCAUCACACGCAUCAUCCACACUCGCAUCACACGCAUCAUCCACACUCGCAUCACACGCAUCAUCAUCAAAGUGAUAAUAACAACUUAACUGAGGGAAAAAGACGAAGCUUAGAUUCAAGUAACAACGACAAUAAUAAUAAAUCUAAUGUGCAUACUCUUCCUCCGUCGCUCAGUCGUAAUAGCAUGUUGGCGAUACAAAGAAAGAUGAUGUUUGGCGCAGUUCCAUUAGCUUACAAAGGAAUGACCACCAAAAUUCACUACAUGAAAUCGCCAAAACCACAAAUCCUCCUAACAAAAUUAUUUUCCGUAAAUACGGGUGACUUGGAGAAUCAUUCGCCUGCGCGACGUAGUUCCUUCUCGUCUGUGAGCAGCGAUGCCAAUAAUGAUACACGUGCCGAUGGUGGUAAUGGCAAUAACAGUGCCAUACACCAAUGCCAAUCUUCUUCAUCAAGACCAAACUCUAUUUUCAACGCUGAAGAACAAUACUCUGAAUCAAGUGACGAAGAAUCGCUUCGAAUACCUAUCUACUCGUCCCCAUCGUCAAUUUUUCAUCCGGGACCGCCGAUACUGGGACUACGUACGAGCGGGAUCACCAUAUCGUCAACUACUUCGUCGCUUUCGACGUCGCCUCGAAACACAUUUACUAACCGUAGGAUAAGGCGAUUUAGUCAGACUAGUAUGGAAAAUGGUGUGUUCAAUCCGACUCCGUUACCGGGAAGUUUGUCGCGUAUCGAUUCGUCAAAUCUAAGUUUGAAAUCGCGCUCUAUUAUGUACGCUGUGGGUGUCGUGAUAACCUUGGAAGACAAUGAACUACUAGAGGAUUUCCUAUUCUCACAUUUCGCAUUACUGGAAAACAGACUGCAUCAACUUCAACAAGUGGCUUUUAAGUUACUGUGUUCCUCGUUACGAAAGGCGCCUCAGCAAGUAUCGAUAAGUGGGCCUAACUCGAUAUUUAACCCACCAAACCACCGUCAACGAUAUUCCGUACCAUACUUAUCGUCGCUAAUGCUACAAAAUGAGCCACUCUUAAUAGAGGCGGUCAUGCGUUUUAAGAACUCUUUGUGCCUGUUGUAUAGCACUCCACGUAUCCAGGAGCCGUUAUGGUUGAACAUUUCGACAUUUCCCACUCAAAAAAGCAACCUUGCAAAAAGCUUUUUUAUGGAGUUGUCUUAUUUGUUGGAUAAUUUCGACGAUAAGAGGACAAAUUUCUUCAUAUCGACACUGAUCACUACUGUUCUAAUGUAUCAUCUAUCUUGGGUUCCGACAGUUGCCCCUAAUGCAGAUUUCGAGGAUAGGGUACGUGUUGUUAAGAGUGUAAUUGGAAGUAAAUCGUCUUUUGAAAAUUUGAGUGCAAAGACAGACUGUCAUCAGUCCAUUACUACGGCACAAAGUACUUCAAGUGGCGAUAAUAAUUUAGUUAGUCAUGAAAAAUCAGCAAAAACAUCAACAACAACCAGCUCAUUAACAAACGCGAAGACUGCGUCACCCAUCGGAAAGAAUACACCCGCCGAUAUCCAUAUAAAUCAUGUAGAUACCAAUAACAAUAAUCAUAGCAUAGAUCACAAUAAGAUCAAAUCUAAUGAAAAUAAUGGGCAACGAAAACAACAACAAACGUCAAAAGUUAGCAAAAGAACUAGUGUAUUAUUAGAUUCUCAAGACGUAGAUCUUUGUAUGGAUCAGUUUAUGGAUGUGCCGAUGCCAAAGUCACAUAUUCCCACAACUAUUCCCAACUCAUCGUCACCGUUGCACGCAAAGCAAAGUUCAACGACGGGUAACAAGUCCACUAAGACGAAGUCCUCUUCAUAUCGUGCAGACCAACUAUACGUAAAGUCUUAUGGUCGCUCGUUGAUGGUUGGCUUGUGUGAUUCUUAUAUGUCGGAUUUUGUGCUUAUGGGAUUGCCGUGUUUCGAUUUUCAGGAUUCGUUGGAGACUGAUUUAAAAGAUUCCGUGCAGCAAUUUUCAUUACCAGACGAACCGGUGACGCGAUCUUUUUGCAUAUUAGGAAACCUCGACAACAAAAAUUGUACCGUACUUGGCUACGAAGCUUACAAUCACCAUCCUAAUUCAACAAUGCCAAAUCAGUCAUCAUCAACCACUAACAGAGUUAGAAUCGAGGGAGACCAGAUUCGGGACGGACCAAUGAUUUGUCAUCGACCUCAAAUGUCUCAUCAUGUCUAUACGCUACUACGUGAAUGCAAAAAUCUGUUCACGAAAAUGAAUAUGCCACCUGAAUCGGCAAGUAUUACUGCUAUUUAUUCUUAUACGCGUAUAUAG